AUGCAACACUUUGGCUAAUUAGAAGAUUCAGAGAAAAAUAAAAGGGUUCUUAAGGGUGUAGACACUAAAAAUCUUGGAUGUACUCAUUAUAAGACUGGGUGUUAAAUUCAAUGCGAUAAAUGUUUCGAAUUCUUUACUUGCAGAUUCUGUCAUAAUGAGGCAAAAUUUGAUUUGGAGAGGGAUAGACUUAAGCAGCACGAGAUUGAUAGAUUUAAUGUGAAAAAGGUUAAAUGCAUAAGUUGCUCUAAUGUUUAAGAGCCGAGUACGUUUUGUAAUAGCUGUGGGUUGAAAUUCGGAUAAUAUUGCUGCUUAACUUGCAAUUUAUUUGACAAUGAUGUAUCUAAGCUUUAAUUCCAUUGCUAAGACUGCGGUGUGUGCAGACAAGGAGGCAGAGAGAACUUCUUUCACUGCAAAUAGUGCGGCUGCUGCAUAUCUAAUGCAGUGUGGAGUAGUCAUAAAUGCAUUGAAAAUGCUAUUGAGCAGAAAUGCCCAAUUUGCUAGUAGGACUAAUUUUACUCUGUUGAGCAGUCACUGUAUUUGCAGUGUGGGCACACUCUUCAUAAAAACUGCUUCAAAGAGCUAUCAAAGCAUAAGUACUAAUGCCCAUUGUGCUUUAAGAGUUUCUGUGAUAUGUGGGUUUAUGAUAGACAGCUCGAUGAAGAAAUUGAGAAUACUCCCAUGCCAAUCGAAUACAGGAAUAGAACUGUCAAGAUCCUGUGUAACGACUGCAAUGAAAGAGGCGAGGUACCUUAUCAUGUAUUAGGUGCUAAGUGCAAGAUAUGUCAUAGUUAUAAUACAAGAAACCUAUGA
Molecule: messenger RNA, 810 nt
Organism: Stylonychia lemnae
Lineage: Eukaryota; Ciliophora; Spirotrichea; Sporadotrichida; Oxytrichidae
Source: the annotation of a GenBank genome assembly